This is a messenger RNA of Paramormyrops kingsleyae, 5143 nucleotides long. It is a transcript of the gene rasa2, whose product is annotated as RAS p21 protein activator 2. Gene Ontology annotation, biological process: regulation of GTPase activity; intracellular signal transduction. The record is from RefSeq and is a predicted model, not a curated record. NCBI's taxonomy places the organism in Eukaryota, Metazoa, Chordata, Actinopteri, Osteoglossiformes, Mormyridae.
CGGCCCUGCACUCGCCUUUUAAACGGAUGUCAGAAGUAGUGAACCUACUGUACGGCCGUGCCUACCGCUCGGACCAUGGCGGAAGACGACGACACGAAAAUUCGGGUUUUGCAAAGUCUCCGGGGAAAGAUCUGUGAAGCGAAGAAUCUGGGUUCCUGUUCUGGGCCGAACUGGCUCCGGGAUGGCUGCACCUUCUGCACCAUCAGCCUGGACCAGGAGGAGGUGUACCGCACCAAAGUGUUUGAGAAAAAUCUCAGCCCUUUCUACGGAGAAGACUUCUAUUUUGAAAUCCCACGGGCGUUUCAGUAUUUAUCCUUCUAUGUUUAUGCGAAGACUGUUAUCCAGAGGGCCCUCCCUAUAGGAAAAGUGGCGAUCCGCAAAGAGGAUUUGAGUAAGUACAGCGGGAAGGAGCACUGGUUUGGUCUGCAACCUGUGGAUGCCAACUCCGAGGUCCAGGGAAAGGUCCAUCUGGAGAUGCGACUAAAUGAAGUCAUCACAGAUAACGGAUCAGUGUGUCAGCAGCUGGUGGUCCGCAUCAUUGAGUGUCAGGGUCUCCCCUUGGUCAACGGGCAGAGCUGUGACCCCUACGCUACGGUGUCGCUCGUGGGACCUGCCAGAUCUGACCAAAAGAAGACCAAGGUGAAGAAGAAAACCAGCAACCCCCAGUUUGGAGAGACUUUCUACUUUGAGGUUACCCGGUCCAGCAGCUAUACUAAGAAGUCUCACUUCCAGGUGGAAGAGGAAGACAUCGACAAGCUGGAGAUUAAGGUCGACCUGUGGAACAAUAGCUUGGCCCAGGAUGUUUUCCUGGGAGAGACCAGAGUUUCAGUCAAGAUUCUGCGUAGAAACUCUAUUCACCAGGCCUGGUACUUGUUACAACCGAAGGGCAACUGCAAGACAUCAAAGGCGGACGAGCUUGGCUCCCUGCGCCUGAACGUGACUUACAUCGAGGACACGGUGCUGCCGUCGGCCUGCUACGAGCGGCUCCGUGCACUGAUGCUGAAGUCCCCGGAUGUGAAGCCGAUCUCUGCGUCAGCGGCCCACAUCCUGGGGGACCUGUGCCGGGAGCGCUAUGAGGCCGUCCUACCCAUGGUGCGCCUACUGCUGCACCACAACAGCCUGGUGCCUUUCGUUACAGCCGUAGCGGCACUGGAGCUGGAGAACACGCAGGAAGCAAACACCAUAUUUCGGGGCAACUCGCUGGCAACGCGCUGCAUCGACGACAUGAUGAAGAUAGUGGGCCGGAGUUACCUGACCAUGACCCUCAAGCCCGUCCUGGACGAGAUCUGUGACACCAACAAAUCAUGUGAGAUUGAUCCUUUAAAACAAAAAGAUGGAGACAAUCCAGAUGCCAACAAGGAGAAUCUGCAGCAGUUCGUGCAGAAGGUCUUCUCCUCCAUCACGCAGUCCAGCGUCAGCUGCCCGCCCAUCAUGUCCGAUGUCUUUCGCUCCCUGAGACACCUGGCUUCUAAGCGCUUUCCCGAUGAUCCGCAUGUCCAGUAUUCCGCGGUCAGCAGCUUCGUGUUCCUGCGCUUCUUCGCCGUGGCUGUUCUGUCGCCGCACACCUACCAGCUCCGCCCUCAUCACCCGGACAAUGAGCUGACCCGCACCCUGACCCUCAUCUCCAAAACCAUCCAGACUCUUGGAAGCUGGGGCAGCUUGUCAAGGAAUAAGCUGUCCAGUUUUAAAGAAUCCUACAUGUAUGAAUUCUUCAAGUCAUUCCAAGAAGAGAAAUAUGUUGAAGAGGUUAAGAAGUUCUUAGAUGAGAUCUCCUCCAACGUGAGUAAGGGCUCCGUCGGGGUGGAGGACGCCGUGGUGCUGAGAGAAGGGGAGGUACAGAAACGAGCACAGGGCAGGAAGCGGAUUGGCAAGAACUUCAAGAAGCGUUGGCUUCGUGUGACCAAUCGGGAGCUGUCUUACCACAAACAUAAGGGAAAAGAGCCUCUGUGUGUCAUUCCAGUGGAGACCAUCCUGGGGGUGGAGAAAGUGGAUGACAACGCCUUCAGUCGGAAGAACAUGUUCCAGGUGAUGCUCUCAGAGAGGCCUCUGUACAUCCAGGCCAGUAAUUGCGUGGAGGUCUGCGACUGGGUGGAAGUGCUGGGCCAGGUGAGCCGUUGUAACCCGAGGCGACGGAGUCACCACCAUCCCUCUGCCUACGUGUCCGGGGCCUGGCUCUGCUGCCGGGGCCUGAAUGAAAGCCACCCCGGCUGCAAGCCUUGCACUCCUAGCCUAGCCAGCCUCCAACUCGAGAUCGACUGUGACCGUGAAACCGAAAGGAUCUUCUCCCUCUUUUCUGCCAACUACUCUAAGCUGCACAAAAUGGAAGAUGCCUGUUCCAGCAUUUCUGUGUACCAGGGUCCUCAGAAAGAGCAGGAGGAAUACUCUCUAUUCACCAUCCAGGACUCCAAAGAGACAUUCCGCACCAUCCGGGACAUCUAUGCAGUCUUAGAGGACUUAAGGGCGCAGCAUGAGGCCACUAGGAAUGCCCUAGGAACUGCCAAGUAUGGCAGUCAGGAAAACCCCAUAGUCGGAAAGGGUUGUUAGCACACGGCCAAGAGUGCGAUCAGCCAUUGCGAUCAGCCAUGCGAUCAGCGUGACCGUCGCAAGUUUAACACUGGAGCAACUCGGCAUCAGAACAUGCACUGGGAAUGCUGCUCACCGGGGAUGGAGAAAGGGCCACACUUGAUAUCGAGACGUAGACAGAACGGUGGGACCAGGAUGGCAGACGUGAUGUUUGCCUGAUUUCUUAUUGGGUUUUCUCCAAACCCCCCCUCCGGAAGCUGUUUGCGUUUCUGUUCCCUCUUCAAUCAGUUCUUUUCCAGUUUUUUAAGGGAAGUCUUUCAGGAAUCCUUUAGGCAUGAAUUGCCACUGAAGUUUAAAUAUGUUCAGUCUUGUGGUUCGUCGUUUAGUUGUGAAAGCAGAACGUGAUUUCUGUAAAUAGUCAAAAUGCUUUCUUGGAAAAUUUUGAUUUUUGUCGUUCUUGGUCAAUCAGCUGCGGUCCUCCCGCGCCUUUCUAUUGUGCUGUCUCUGACGUUCACAAACUAGAUAGCUAUCAACAGCUAGGAACGUCUUGGUGGAGGGAACAUUCUGCAUGUCUUCUAACAUAUUUUCAUUUAAGUGAUUAAUAGACGUUUCCUUGUUUUCUUUAUUUAUAGAUGUACAUAACUUUCUUUUGUCGUUUGUGGGGGAGAAAUGUUUGAAGCACUUUAUAUUUGGAAUAUUCCAGAUUGAAUUAUUUCGAUACUUGGUAUCAUCUUACUUCUGUAUUGAUCAGUUAAAUGAUCACACAUGAUUUUUGUAAUUCUUGUGCAGUGAGGAUUUUAAUAUUUUCUGACACCAAAGAACUCAAGGUCAACUCGAAAAGGAAAGCCGUAUAUUUUGGACGGACAUUUUAAAAAGUGAAAAAAAAGUUAUGCUGUUUUUACUGUGUGUUGCGUGUCUGUGCCCAAACACUCCUGUUUUCUGGUUCUCAUUUUGUUGCCACUCUCUCUGUGACCCAUGGCUGCAGGUCAUUUGUAAUGUCAUGAUCGUGUCCAAUCCUGCCCUUUUUUGUUUAUACGGCCCCAAGUUGAAGGGAACUGGAUGUGCCUCAUUUUGUGUCUUGGGCCAUUUGCUACUCUGCUGAGGCUUAUGAUUGAAGCUGAGACAUUUGCCUCACCUCCAACCCCCCCCCCAAGGACAUUAAUCAGACGAUGUUUACAUAGUCAAAUCAUCGCUCUAAUAUUGGUUUUACACAUAAUUUGAAUGAAAUAAUAUAAACGGUGGAUAUAAACUUUAACUUCAGCAAAAAGUGAAUCAUUUUCUCUCUGCCGAUGUUAGCAUUCAGUCUAUAGGAUUGUAUUUCUAACACAUUGUGUAAUUCGGUACUUUUUGAUUUUACUCUGUUCAAACGAAGGUACUUCAGAUGGUUGCAGUAAAUGUGAGCACGUUGCUUGUUUGUUGAAUAGUGGUGCUGUACUCGAUUGCGUGGGGGUGAGAUGUGUAUUUGGGUGGUUCAUGCCAUUGCCUCCUGGUACUUUUUAAACAGACUGAACCAUACAGUACUUUAUUCAUCUGCCAGUCCAGCUAUACUCAGUAAUACCAUACGGUACUAUUGUAUGACUAUACCGUAUAGUACUGCGCUUUUUUGCCAAUUUUAUUGCACUGUACUUCACUCCCAUGCCAGUUUAAACAGUCUAGUAAUGUUUACUAUACAGUACUCUCAUACCCCAUAAGAAAGUACUGUGCAGUACUGUAUUUAAAUUCCAUAAUCUCUCCAGGUUUAUGUUCCUGUCACAAGGCCUUUCAGUCUGCUUGCUUCUACUCGUGUUUAAAUCAUGAAGAAUGCUUAAUAUUGUGGGUUUAAUCUUAAUGUUUGUCCAUUGUUUUUUGUUUUUUUUUGUUUUUUUCCCCCCCUCAAACAAGGGCGGAGAUUUCAAUGAUGGAAAAUUCGAUCAUUGAAUAUUCUAGAGAAGUCAGUCAUGUCGAAGGCCUUGUUGACUUAUGGGCAGCUUUCAGCACACGCUCCAGUCUGGUAUCCAUUAUUGUUUUAUCAUGUACCAUUCCAGUAGAUGGUGCCCUCUGUGGGCCAGUGUGGCAAGCGCACUGCGAGUACCAGAGGAUAUAUUAGGCACGACCUUUGAGAUCAGUGGCCUGUACUACGAAGCGGGGUUACUGUCUCAUUGGGGUAACUUGUCAGAUUUAAGGUACCACAGUUUAAAUGGACUUCAUAUUCGUUCACUUACAUUUUGCCCAGACUACCUUAAAUCGGACAAGUCCAUAACCCCGCUUCGUAAUACAGGCCCCAGCUCCCUGGGACUUUUGAGUAAUGAAUCAAAAUACUGCCCCUCAGAUCUGCAUGACGUAAUGUAGUUCAUUCAGAUCUGUGACCUCUGACAGCAAAAUGGUAUAGUUCAGCCUGCGCUGUGGCCACUGGAUGAUGCGUUUCGGAAAGUACCAUUAGAUUUACGAUGGAGGUGGUGAUGCUUCUCUACCCUCCAUUCUUUCUAAUCAUUUCCCUAAUCACAGAAAAAAACUAGUUGACUAUACUAAAUAUAUUGGAAUGUUUUUGUUUUAUUUAAACUUUUAUAGUUUUUUAAAACAAAUUAAUAUUCUUUUUAUUGUUGCUGGAAAUAUUUUACAAUAAAAAAUGUUGUCGGCUCUA